This is a messenger RNA of Rodentolepis nana, 8886 nucleotides long. The record is from the annotation of a GenBank genome assembly. NCBI's taxonomy places the organism in Eukaryota, Metazoa, Platyhelminthes, Cestoda, Cyclophyllidea, Hymenolepididae.
AUGACGUAUAUUGCGGAUCAAGUUGAACAACCUCACUUCGUCGAACUUGACGGAAUCAUCGCCGAGUUAAAUCUCAAGCGUCUGCUCUGGAACUGUCUAUCUGAAUGGGAGGUGAUUUCUAAGGGUUGGGAUGAAGCCGAAUUCUCAACUCUCGACCCAGAAAAAAUCACAAACACCACCAUGAAAUAUCUCAAAUCAAUCGCCCAGUUAGAGAGAGGUUUAGUACCCAAUAACGUUGUUCCUAUUCUUCGUCAAAACGUCGAUGAAGUGCGAUUAAUCCUUCCAACUUUGAACGAUUUGAGAAAUCCCGCUCUAAAAGACAGGCAUUGGACUUUGCUGGAAGAUAUCAUCGGUUUCAAGAUGUCUGAGCUAGAAGCUCCUCUAACUCUUGGGAAGUUAAAGGAGUUGAAAGCGUUUAGCAAAGUUGCAGAAAUUCAAGAAAUUGCGGCUAUGGCAAGCUCUGAGGCGAGUCUGGAAGCGCUACUUAAAAAGGUUGAAAAUGCAUGGAAAUCAACAGAAUUUAUUGUUAUUCCUUAUAAAGCCUUCAAAGACGUCUAUGUAUUGGGAGGAACAGACGAGAUUCAACAACUAUGGGACGAUUCAAACAUCAAUAUUUCAACAAUUGCGUCUUCUAGGCAUGUAGGACCCAUUAAACCACAAGUUGACGAAUGGGUUGCAAAAUUAGCCCUAUUUGGAGAGACCUUGGAACAAUGGUUAAUCUGUCAGAAAGGUUGGAUUUAUCUUGAGAGUAUCUUCUCAGCACCUGAUAUUCAACGUCAACUUCCAACCGAGGCGAAAAGCUUCGCAGCUCUAGACAAGUCGUUUAAAGAAGUAAUGCGAAAUGUACAGAAGGUACCACUCGCCAUCCGAGCCGCAACUACACCUGGAAUACUCAAUACCUUCAGAAAUAAUAACAUUCUAUUGGAACAAAUCCAGAGAUGUCUAGAAGCCUAUCUAGAAUCGAAGAGAGUAAUAUUCUCGCGUUUCUACUUCUUGUCAAAUGACGAACUAUUGGAGAUUCUGGCUCAAACAAGAAAUCCCUUCGCUGUGCAACCACAUUUGAGAAAGUGUUUUGAUGCUAUUGUCAAAUUAGAAUUUGCAAAGAAUCCAGAAUAUGAUGAAAAAUCUUCCGAACCCAAAUUUUCCAAUGACAUAUUAGCUAUGAUUUCUCCUGAGGGUGAAAGUGUUUCUCUUACAAGGGGUUUGAAAGCUCGAGGUAAUGUAGAGGAGUGGUUAGGCAAGGUGGAAGAAGCUAUGGUGGUUAGUCUUCGUCGGAGUAUGAAGCAGGCUCUACUUGAUUUUGAUAAAAUGUCACGUGCUGAUUGGCUAGUCGCACAUCCCAAUCAGAUCACGCUAACUGUCGAACAGUUAGUAUGGGCACGAAAAGUUCAUGAAAUCCUCGACAACCAGGAUUUGGAUUCGAAAAUUCGACUUGACGCUUUGAAGGAAUAUGAGAGGGAAUUGUUUGAAAAUCUAAAUGAACUUGCCAAAUUGGUUCGUGGCAACCUGGCCAAAUUGGUCCGAAUGAUGCUCUGUUCUCUUAUUACAAUCGAUGUUCAUUCGCGUGAUAUUGUCACUAGUCUGAUUGGGGCAAAUGUAACCUCAUCAGAAAACUUUGAUUGGCAGAAGCAACUACGCUACUACUGGGAUAAUGAAAUUGACAAUUGUGUUGUACGAAUGUCAAUGUCGCAAUAUGUUUACGGCUAUGAGUACCUCGGAGCAUCACCCCGGCUUGUCAUUACUCCUCUUACUGACAGGUGUUAUCUCUGUCUGAUGGGUGCUCUUCAACUUAACCUUGGAGGAGCUCCAGCAGGUCCAGCAGGCACAGGAAAGACGGAAUCCACGAAGGAUCUAGCAAAGAGUCUAGCAAAACAGUGCGUAGUUUUCAAUUGUUCCGAUGGUCUGGACUAUAAAAUGAUGGGCAGGUUCUUUGCCGGCUUGGCUCAGUCUGGUGCAUGGUGUUGCUUCGAUGAAUUCAAUCGUAUUGACAUUGAAGUUCUCUCUGUCAUUGCUCAACAGUUAAUCACAAUCAAAGAUGCCAAAAUAGCUAAAAUCAAUCGAUUUGUAUUCGAGGGACGGGAAAUUAAACUAAAUUCAUCUUGUGCUGCUUUCAUUACCAUGAAUCCCGGAUACGCAGGAAGAACAGAACUUCCUGACAAUUUAAAAGCACUUUUCAGGCCUAUUUCCAUGAUGGUUCCAGACUACAAGCUAAUUGCUGAAGUCAUUCUCUACUCAGAAGGUUUUGAAUCAUCAAAAGAUCUAGCUCAAAAGAUGACUCAAAUGUACAAACUUUGCAGUGAACAGCUCUCCAAGCAGGAUCAUUAUGAUUUUGGUAUGAGAGCUCUGAAAUCUGUUCUGGUUAUGGCUGGUUCAUUAAAACGCGAGAAUGCGGACAAACCGGAGGAUGCGGUGCUUAUUCGCGCUCUAAGGGAUAGCAAUUUGCCUAAAUUCUUGUCACAAGAUGCCGUCCUCUUUACAGCUAUCCUUCAGGAUCUCUUUCCUGGGGUUGAUGUACCAGAAUAUGAUUAUGGUCAGUUCCAGAGGGUGAUCGAACAGGUCACUGUCGACUUUGGCCUGCAAGUGGUUCCAGUUCAAACUUCUAAAGUUAUCCAGUUCUAUGAGACACUUGAAGUCAGACAUGGUGUUAUGUUAGUUGGUCCAACAGGUGGUGGCAAGACAACUGUCUACAGAAUCCUGGCAAAGACUCUUGAAACGCUUUCUCACAUGCCGGAAUUGGCUGAAACUAACCCGAGUUACCAGCCAGUAAAGACCUAUGUACUUAAUCCGAAAUCUAUUACAAUGGGGGAGAUAUAUGGUGAGGUUAAUGAGAAGACAAUGGAAUGGCAUGAUGGUCUGAUGGGGUCAAUAGUUCGGCAGACGUGCAACGAUGCAACCUCUGAUCAUCAAUGGAUCAUUUGUGAUGGUCCUGUCGACGCCCUUUGGAUUGAAAACAUGAAUACGGUUCUAGAUGACAACAAGAUGCUUUGUCUAGCCAAUUCAGAACGAAUCAAACUCACGCCCUACGUCCACAUGCUUUUCGAAGUUGCCGAUUUAGCUGUUGCGUCUCCGGCAACAGUCUCUCGAUGCGGAAUGGUAUAUGUUGAUUCCGAUGAACUUGGUUGGCUCCCGUAUGUGAAGACUUGGUUGAACACACUUAAAAGCAAGUUGAAUGAUGCGAUUAGGGAAUACUUGUUGAAACUCUUCGAAAAAUACGUUGAUCCAGCGCUUGAAAGGAUCUUAAAGAUGCCAACAGUCAUUCCGCAGGUUCCAAUAGCAAGGGUCAAGACCAUGUGUACUCUCAUUGAAGUGGCUUUAACCUGUCCCGGAUCUCUAGAUCUGAGUCAAGGUGAAAUUCAGAAACAUCAGCCAAUAAUUGCCAUGGUAUUUGCCUUCUCUCUUCUAUGGGGUCUAGCAGGAAAUAUCGUAGGAUCUAAGGCCAAUGAAGUAGAUACCCACAUCAGGAAUGUCAUGGAUGAAUGUGGAGAGGCUAGACUUCCUCCCAGCCAGGAUCUGUGGUCGUAUUUCGUCGAUUGCAAGUUACGAAAAUGGGAACUUUGGGAGCGUCAAAUGCCAUUAUUCCGUUACAACAAGAGUGAACCGUUCUUUAAUUGCUUGGUUCCUACUGUUGAUACUGUUCGUUAUGGAAAACUGAUGGAACAACUCCUGACUGCCUCCCAGUCAGUCCUUUUUACUGGAGACACUGGCGUCGGAAAGACUGCAAUAGCUCGGAGCACUCUCGAACGUCUUCAAAACACUAACAACACCCUCCCGAUAUUCAUCAACUUCUCCGCUCAAACAAGCAGUCAACGAACACAAGAAAUGAUUGAAGAUAAAUUAGGAAAACGCAAGAAGGGACUUAUUGGUCCACCUAAGGGUCAGAGAGCAGUGCUCUUUGUGGAUGAUCUCAAUAUGCCAAGAGUUGACACUUUUGGUAGUCAGCCGCCAAUUGAACUUUUGCGUCAGUUCCAGGAUUUCGGUGGUUUCUAUGACAGGGAUAAGUUGACGUGGAUUGAAGUGGAAGAUGUAACCCUGGCAGCUGCUUGUGGCCCACCUGGCGGUGGAAGAAAUCCCACAACAGCGAGACUUAUUCGACACUUCUCCGUCUUGGCUAUUCCUUCGCCAUCUGAUAUGACACUGAAGCAUAUAUUUGGUGCUAUUUUAAAUGGUUUCAUGUCGGACUUUCCCCAAGCUAUUAAGCUCCUGAGCGAAUCACUCGUCGGUGGAGCAGUUGAAAUGUACGGUCGACUUGCAACCGAAUUGCUACCCACUCCAGCCAAGUCGCACUACGUAUUCAAUCUCCGAGAUCUUUCGAAAACCAUUCAGGGGGUGUUGCAGACAAGCCCACCGGCUAUCAGAGAUAGAAUGGCUUUUAAUCGUCUCUUCUACCACGAAUGUUCUAGAGUCUUUCAUGAUCGACUGGUGGAUGACAAUGAUAGACUCUUUUUCAAUACAAUUUUGUCGGAGAUUGCUAGUAAAUACCUCGGCGAAACACUUGAACCGGAAGUCCUUUCCAAGAAUCCGUUAUUCUUUGGAGAUUUCAUGUCUUUUGGAGCAAAGAGAGACGAGAGGGUCUAUGAAGAAAUUGCAGAUAUGAAUAAACUCAAAAAUAUCAUGGAAGAAUACCUUGAUGACUACAACAUUGUGAACUCAAAGGACACCUCAAUGGUAUUCUUCACGGACGCAGUUCAGCAUAUCUGUCGAAUUGCAAGAAUCCUCCGUCAGGAUCGUGGAAAUGCUCUGCUUGUGGGUGUUGGUGGUACUGGCAAGAGAACGUUAACACAACUUGCAGCUCAUAUCAACGGUUGUCAGUGUUUCUCAAUUGAACUCUGCCGUGGUUACAAUUAUGAGAGUUUUCACGAAGACCUUCAAAAGCUCUAUUUUUGGGCAGGGGUGGAAGAUAAGCCGACAGUUUUCCUCUUCUCUGAUAAUCAAAUCUUAAUGGAGGAAUUUGUUGAAGAUCUCAAUAACAUUCUCAAUUCUGGUGAAGUUCCAGGUCUAUUUAACUCGGAGAUGUUUGAGAAACUCAUCAUCGGAACACGUCCGGCAGCCAAGAAAGCAGGAAUCCCCGAAGGUGAUCGCGACGCAAUUUAUCGAUUUUGUAUCGAACGUGUGAGAAACAAUCUCCACUUGGUUAUCACCAUGUCCCCAAUGGGUUCAGCAUUUAGAAAUCGAUUGAGAAUGUUCCCUUCGUUGGUGAACUGCUGUACGAUCGAUUGGUUUACGGAAUGGCCUGAAGAUGCUCUAUUAGGUGUUGCGAAGUCGAAAUUCUCUUCAAUGAAUAUCGAUUCAACUGAGCUCAAAGAUAAGAUGGCUGAAAUAUGCACUUUCACUCACUUGACGGUUUCCUCGGCUUCAAUUCGCUUCUACGAAGAAUUGAAGCGUUAUUUCUACACAACACCCACGAGUUACCUUGAGCUCUUAUCUACUUAUAGAGUUAUGCUUGAUGAUCGACGAAGUAAUCUGAAAGCAACUCAAGAUAAGUUUAAGAGCGGCUUGAACAAGAUCUUGGAGACAAAUGAAACCGUCGGCCGUAUGGAAGAGGAGCUUAAGGCACUUCGACCUAAACUAGAACAGAAACAAAAGGAUACAGAGAAUUUGAUGAAUAAACUAAGUGAAGACCAGGGAAAGGCCGAUGUCGUUCGUCAUCAUGUUAAGGAUGACGAGGCCGAAGCUAAAAGAAAGGCCAUAGAGACUCAAGCGAUUGCUGAUGACGCACAACGGGAUUUGGACGCAGCUCUGCCAGUACUGGAAGCAGCAAAUAAAGCCCUUGACUCCCUUGACAAAAAUGACAUUGCCGAAGUGCGUGUUUUCACUAAACCUCCUCAACUUGUUCAAACAGUUAUGGAAGCAGUCUGCCUUAUGUUGGGACAAAAAACUGACUGGGCUACCGCCAAGACAGUCUUGGGUGAUAGUAACUUCCUGAAGAAAUUAGUGGAAUAUCCGAAGGAUGAUAUCUCCGACUCGCUUCUGAAGCGACUACAAAAAUAUGUAGAAAAUCCAGAUUUUGAACCCUCUGUGAUUGAGAAAGUGAGCAAGGCGUGCAAGUCCUUGUGCAUGUGGGUGCGUGCGCUGGAAAUGUAUGCAACUGGUUACCGCACCGUGGAGCCCAAGAGAAAGAGACUUGAAGCAGCUAACAAAGAGCUGGAUAUAAUGGUAACCAACCUCCGAAGUAAACAAGCCGCACUAAAAGACAUUGAAGACAAAAUAGCAGCACUACAAGCUACUUACGAUAAAUCAGUAGCUGAAAAGAAAGCUCUGGAACAUAACCUUGCCCUCACUGCAGCUCGACUCAAACGAGCUGGCAAGUUGACAACGGCGUUGUCGAGUGAACAGGAACACUGGCGCGAUUCUAUCGAAAAAUGCGAAGUUCAGUUGGGAAACGUUGUUGGAGAUGUCUUCAUUUCUGCAGCAUGUGUUGCUUAUUAUGGAGCUUUCACUAUAGAGUUCCGAGAUUCUCUUCUCACCACAUGGAUUGACAAGUGUCAUGAACUUAGUAUUCCAAUCAGUGAAAACGUCCGACUCUUCAGUGUCCUUGGUGAUGCCUUCGAACUGCGACAGUGGAAUUCUGAAGGCCUUCCUAGAGAUCAAGUCAGCACGGAUAAUGGGAUAAUAGCAACAAGAACUAGAAGAUGGCCUCUAAUGAUUGAUCCCCAAGAACAAGCCAAUCGAUGGAUUAGAAGUAUGGAGGAAAAAAAUAGUAUUAAAGUUGUGAAAUCUUCGGAUACUUCGAUGCUCCGUAUUUUGGAAUCGUGUAUUCGAGCUGGUUGUCCGAUGUUAUUAGAAGAUGUCGGUGAAUCAUUAGAUCCAGCUCUUGAACCCAUACUGAUGCGACAAACUUUCAUGAAAAGUGGGAGAUUGCUUAUUCGUUUGGGAGACAACGAUAUUGAUUACGACAACAACUUUAGGUUUUAUAUGACCACUAAAUUACCAAAUCCGCAUUAUGUACCCGAGAUCAUUAUCAAGGUCACUUUAAUUAAUUUCACGGUGACACCGCAAGGACUUGAAGAUCAGCUAUUGAGCGCAGUAACGGGACUCGAAAGGCCUGAGUUGGAAGAACAACGAGUGCAGCUCAUUGUUCAUAUAAAUCAGGACAAAAUUUCAAUGCAGCAAAUCGAGGAUAAGAUUCUCAAGCUGUUAUAUGAGUCGGAGGGAAAUAUUUUGGAUAAGGAAACCCUAAUCAACACUCUGGAUGAUUCGAAGAAAACAUCGAAUGAAAUCGCGAAAAGGCUGUCGGAAGCAGAAACGACGGAAGCUAGAAUAUCGAAAGCUCGAUCGCAUUUCUUGCCAAUAGCCUCCAGAGGCUCUGUGCUAUACUUUGUGAUUAUACUUCUUGCAGAUAUUGAUCCUAUGUAUCAAUUUUCACUUAAGUAUUUCUUAUCACUAUUUACUCAAACCAUCGAGAAGACUCCAGUGAUCAGAGAGGAAACCCGAACUCAAGAUCUUCUUGAUGCCAUAACGUUGGCCACUUAUAAUAACGUUGCUCGGGGUUUGUUCGCCCGAGAUAAGCUUGUCUUUUCUUACAUGUUGUGUGCUCGAAUUCUCCUUCAUGAGAAGAAGAUCAAUCAAGCAGAAUGGGAUUAUUUGAUAUCCACAGCUACCCAGUCUGAUCGUCUCGUCUUACCUCAACCUGAAUCUACUAUUUCAUGGCUGAGUCCUCGCCAAUGGAAAUCGAGCUGUGACCUAGCUGACGCACUUCCAGAUCUAUUCAGUUCACUUCCAACUGAUAUUUCUAGCGGAAAGUCAAUCUCUGUUAGCCUUUACAAUACUGAUAGCUCACAAAGGGAUGGAGUAACUGUUGUACUAUCUCCGCCCAACGUCUUUGGUGAAAAUAGCAGUUGGAAUGAUCGACUCAACUUAUUCCAAAAGACAAUUCUUAUAAGAGCUAUACGUGAUGAGGAUUUUGUUUCUGCGGUGACACAGUUUGUGAAGAUUCAACUAGGGAAGGAAUUUGUGGAAUCACCGGCUAUUGAUCUACCUCUUCUUUACGCAGAUAUGGAUGCUGUAACGCCACUGGUUUUCGUUCUUUCACCGGGAUCCGAUCCAAUGUCCCAAUUUCAGAGGUUUGCUAGACAAAUGGACUAUGGAGAGAGAAUCAACUCAGUGUCCUUAGGACAAGGUCAAGGGCCAACUGCUGAGAGAUUAAUAGAGCAAGCUGCAGAGAGUGGAGAUUGGGUCUUCCUUCAGAAUUGUCAUCUAGCCGCAUCCUGGAUGGUUCGAAUGGAAGAGAUUAUAAAAGAACUUUCGGAGUCAAAAAGAAAAACUCACAAAGACUUCCGUAUCUUCCUCAGUUCCAUGCCUGCUAAGUCGUUUCCCAUUACUGUCCUUCAGAACUCUGUUAAGGUCACAAAUGAACCUCCAAAGGGAAUUCGAGCAAAUCUUCGUAGAGCCCUUACUGACAUUUCAAAGGAAUUCUUCGAGGACAACGUUCUAGGAUUGAAUUGGCGUCGAGUCGUAUACGGUAUGUGUCUAUUUCAUGCCGUAAUUUUGGAGAGAAAGAAAUUUGGUCCUCUGGGCUGGAAUAUACCCUACGAAUUUAACGAUUCGGACAGAGAGUGCGCCAUCAUGAACCUGGACCUCUUCUCUGACGAAGACGGUUUCGCAUGGGAUGCUCUCAAAUACAUAACUGCUGAGAUCACUUACGGUGGACGUGUCACCGACUCUUGGGAUCAACGAUGUCUGAGUGUGAUUCUUUCGAGGUUCUUUGGUGAAAGAACACUGGCGGAUGACUACCAGUUCUGCGUUAAUUCUAACCUCUACCAGCCACCACCUCUAGAGCAUUUGUCAGAAUACCUUGAUUACAUCGAUGAAUUGCCCUUAUUGGAUCCUACUGACAUUUUCAACAUGCAUCCAAAUGCCAAUUUAAUAUAUCUGGCAAGUUUUAAAUGA